GACCUGGUGGAGAACGAGCGAACGAGGGAGCGGGCGAUCGCGCGUACAAGGGCCACAGCGGAACGAUGGAACAACUCACCGCCUUCGUGUCCCAAUCUUUCGAUCGCCCCAGUCCCUCGGGUGGGGAAGGUGCGGAUGGCGGACCCAAGCGGGACCCACUCAGCUUCCGCCAAGUUCUGGAGCCUGGCCUGGCGGACCGCAGCGACGACGGCGGCACCGGACGCUGCGCGCUGCGGCUGUUCAAGGACCCGGCGGACGACGACGGACACAAGGACCGAAGCCGGGACCCUGGCGCGUCCAGGGGCGCCCCCGAAGGCGCCCUGAAGGCCGAAGAGGAGGAGGAGGAGGAAGGCGGCGGGGGCGGGGCCCGGCUGAAGCCGCGGCGAAGCCGCACGAACUUCUCACUGGAGCAGCUGCAGGCGCUGGAGCGCCUGUUCGAAGAGACGCACUACCCAGACGCGUUCAUGCGCGAGGAGCUCAGCCAGCGCUUGGGGCUCUCGGAGGCCCGCGUCCAGGUCUGGUUUCAGAACCGCAGAGCCAAGUGCCGGAAGCAGGAGAACCAGAUGCACAAAGGAGUGUUGCUGGGGCCUGCCAAUCACCUGGACGCUUGCCGCGUGGCUCCAUACGUCAACAUGGGCGCCCGGACGUGCGUCAUUCCUUUGCUACAGGUGCAAGCCCAGCUGCAGCUGGAAGGCGUGGCCGCGCACGCGCACCUGCACCCGCACCUGGCGGCGGCGGCGGCGGCGGCGGCGGCGGCGCACGCGCCCUACCUCGUGUUCCCGCCGCCGCCGCCCGCGUUCGGGCUGCCCCUCGCCGCCUCGCUCGCCGACUCCGCGGCCGCCGCGAGCAGCACCAAGAGCUCCAGCAUCGCCGACCUGCGGCUCAAGGCGCGCAAGCACGCCGAGGCCCUCGGCCUCUGACCCCUGCCCAGGGUGCGGGGUCCCUGAGACCAGGGGAGGGAUCUUUGUACGCGGCGUGUGGGGGGAGGCAGGGCUGGGGUGGAGCAUGUGCAUCCUGGCACCGGACAUUGCGCAAGCGCGCGGGCCCGAACCGAACUCGGAACCAACCGCGGGAUCCCGACCGGAGGGUCCCCCCGACAGCCCUCCGUGACGCGCGGGCCUUGUGCGCGGUGCCGAGACGGCGCGCGUGGGUUGCUGGGUCCCUCUGAGCACUCAGGUGAGCGCAGGUGCGGCCCGGCCCGGCCCGGAGCGCACUGGGACACUUGGCUGGCUCCAGGGCUCACCCACGUGUUGCCUUUUGCAGGUGCGCCCAGGUGUGUGUGUGUGUCUUUUUUUGCAGGGUGGGGUUAAGGGAGGGGAGAUUGGGACUCGGACCCAGUUGAGUGACAGGGGGCGCGCGUGAUUGGCAGGUGCCAGGGGCAGGCAAGUGCAAUAUUGUACAUAGGAGAGUUUUUUCUUUAAAAAAAAAAAAAACAA
This is a messenger RNA of Oryctolagus cuniculus (rabbit), 1436 nucleotides long. Its product is annotated as short stature homeobox protein. Gene Ontology annotation, biological process: regulation of transcription by RNA polymerase II. Gene Ontology annotation, cellular component: nucleus. Lineage: Eukaryota; Metazoa; Chordata; Mammalia; Lagomorpha; Leporidae. Gene Ontology annotation, molecular function: sequence-specific double-stranded DNA binding; DNA-binding transcription factor activity, RNA polymerase II-specific. The record is from RefSeq and is a predicted model, not a curated record.